Octopus bimaculoides (California two-spot octopus) is the source of this 2267-nucleotide messenger RNA. RefSeq lists its product as uncharacterized. Gene Ontology annotation, biological process: positive regulation of apoptotic process; apoptotic signaling pathway; apoptotic process. Lineage: Eukaryota; Metazoa; Mollusca; Cephalopoda; Octopoda; Octopodidae. Gene Ontology annotation, molecular function: DNA binding. Gene Ontology annotation, cellular component: Ino80 complex. The record is from RefSeq and is a predicted model, not a curated record.
CCAGCAGUGACGCCUCGACAGCUUGGUCGCUGGUCGUGGCGACUGGGCAGCUGAAGCCAUGGACACAAGCAGGCAUACGAGCUAGCAAUUCUUUUUCUCUAUGACCCUACCGUCUCUCUCUAUAUAUAAUUACUGCUAGAAAAAAAGGUACAUACAGAUACAGGCCUAAAUCCUUAACCUUGCAUGUUUUAUAUACUAUUACACUGGCCUACCCGUCGUGGUAUGGCAACAUAGAAUGUAACGGCAAAAAUAAAUAUUUUCUUAUAAAAAAUGAUCUUCAUCGUUCUAUCAAUAACCGUUACAAUCUGACUCAGGUCAAAUGACUGUAUAGAGCAGUAUCUCUUAGUAUUUUCCCUGUAUGAUAUGAAGGUGAUUACGUUGGUGUUUCUAGCAGGUUGAACGAUCCUGUAGAGGCUCUCUUCUUAGCGGAAGUUGGUUCGUAGUUAUCUGCCCCUGUUGGCACGAAUUGAUUUUUGUUCGGUGGAUUCGCAGCCAAACCUCUUUUUCAAAAACAGAAAUUCUUCAGGCUGACAACUUGGGCCUAACGGUGUGUCGCUUGGAUGUGUCCAGAUCAUCCUUAAAAGUAAUUUAGACCACAACAACCCAACGGCUCCUAAUUUUCGUGUUUGUCCUAUUCAUCUUUUUAUCUUCACAAGUAACAGAAAGCUCUAAAAGAAAAGAGGUUCUGUAAAACAAACAAAAAACAUUUAACAAUUUUAAACUAAAAGAAAAAGCAGCGAAAGAAAAGAAAAACAACGAAAAAGCAAAAAAAGAAAGAAAAACAACAAAAAUCCGAAAAAAAAAAGGAAAAGAAAAAAGUAAACCUCACAAUACAUACGACGAAGAGAAAAUAAUUUCCAGAAAUUCUAAAUUAAGUAUAAAGUAAAAGGACAUAAGAAAAUAAUUACAGAAAUAUUAUUUAUUAUUAGUUAAUAGCUAUUAAAAGUAAUACAAACCACAGAAAGAAAAGAAAGAAAGAAGGAAUACGACAUCCGUGAAAGCCAAACCAAAAAGCAGGAACGAAAGUUCUACAAGGUAGUUGAGAGAGACUAAAAGACUAAAAGAGGAAGACAGAGAGAACAAGUGCAAGAAUGGCGGAGAGCCUGGAAGCUAAGAUUGAGAAAUAUUCUCAAGAAAACGUUUUUCUGCAUAAAUACUGCAUCUUAAAGAAGAAAUGCGACACACUUCAGCAGUCAAAUGAAAGGAUAGUAAACCGCAUUCAACAUGUGAAAAAACUCAUAAAAAGAUUCAAGAAAGAAAGACGGUUUUUAUCCAAUAAACUGGACGAACAUGGUGAUAACUACAGAGAGGCAUCUGUUCCUGUUAUGUGGGAGGAAGACCAGAUAUACCUCAAUGCUAACCAAACAAAGGUAAAGAGUCCACCGGAAUCAUGUGAAGAGGAGCCUCCUUCCAGAGUUGCUAAAGGGUCGUUGGGUUUCAGUAGUCUACUAGAGACGACGGGCAAAGGUCCACUGCCCUCAGCACUUGCUAAAGUGCGUAAAAUGAAGGCUGACAAGAAAGAUGGUGUUGCUGACAGCAGCAAGAAGCACCCAUCGAAAAAUGCAUUUCUGACAUUCUAUGAGCAUCAUAAAAAUAUUGUUCAGGAUGAGUAUUUCCAGAGGACUGGUGAAGAAAUUCCACAUCAUGUACUAAUCGCAAAAGUUACAGAUAACUGGCAUAAUCUGACGCCAGAGAAGAAACAGGUAUACUAUGACAUGUAUGAAAGAGUGAAGGAACCAAUACCAAACAGCAACAAGUAUUCCAGUCAAGAAACAAAUGAAGAAUUGGUGCGUAAACAGUCUGAAGAAGCUGCUGUGGCAGCUGCGAAUCUCUUGGCCGAUGACAGCGACAUUAAUGUUAAACAGGAGAUGGAAACAUGAAAGGUGAUGCCUGAGUGAUUGCUUUGUAUGUGACUGUAGAUGGGCGAGUAUGUGUGAGGGAGUGUGUGUAUCUGUGCAUGGUUGAGGAUUGUGUUGCAAUUGAGGUGUACCCUCUACACACACACACACACACACACACACACACACACAUUCAAACAAAUUCAUAAAAAAAGUAUGCAUACAUACAUAUGUAUGUGUGUGUGUAUAUAUAUAUAUAUAUAUAUAUAUAUGCACAUACACAUAUUUUGCCUAUUUAUAUAUACAUGACUGUGUAUAUGUAUGUAAUUUUAUAUAUUUAUAUAUUCACACUAACAUGAGCACUUAUGUAUACAUACAUAUGUAUACAUACAUUGUGUAUAUAUAUUUAUGUAUAUAGUUAUGUAAGUG